Messenger RNA from Aspergillus aculeatus ATCC 16872, 1836 nucleotides. RefSeq lists its product as uncharacterized. The record is from RefSeq and is a predicted model, not a curated record. The coding region runs from base 1 to 1836 and encodes 611 amino acids. NCBI's taxonomy places the organism in Eukaryota, Fungi, Ascomycota, Eurotiomycetes, Eurotiales, Aspergillaceae. The transcript is spliced from 3 exons.
AUGGACGCCGAACCAGUAUCCCCAUCCCUACCAGGGAAUCUCCCCCCCGAAAUCUGGCAUCACAUCGUAACCUUCCUCUUCUGGACCGACCGCACCGCCCUGAAAGCCCUUGCGCAAACUAACCAAGCGCUAUACCCCGUCGCCGCAACAGCCCUAUUCCGGACCCUGCAUUUCGAGUUCAACGGCGGGAUGGACCUCUGGGCGCGAGAGGAGGCGAAACGCCCGUGGUCCGCACCCGAUCUGCCCGUGCGGUGCUGCGCCUUUGUGCGGGCGAUCGUCGUGACGGGCCACCAGCCGUGGGGAGGGGGGUUUGGUGGCGGCGUCGACGUCAUGUCGGAUGCCCAGGAGGCGAUGCUGUAUUAUCUGUUUGGGGCGGUGAAGGAGCUUCGGCAAUUCUAUUGGUGGUACGAGACAUACAUGCCCGGGGUGAUUCUCCGGCGCCUCUACGAGGUCUCCCCAACAACGGAGGUGCAUAUCCUCAGUUCCCAGGUCGCGCUGAUCCAGAGGGUACACGUGCAUCAGCCGAGCCGGGGGCCUCCGCAGCUCGCGUGUCUCCGGUCCGUCGCGGCGGAGUGGUACCGCGGCGAGUAUGACCAGGUCCCAAAUCGGGGCCAGGGUCGGGGCCAGGGUCGGGGGAAUGUGCACCGCCCGGCGUCGUUGAAGGAACUCAUUGUUCGGAGUCCGCGGCUGACGCAUCUGUCGCUCACGGGACGGCCGACGUGGCGACGGGGGCAGCGCUGGGCGAACGAGGCGCCGGGGAAGGAGGAGGAAGAAACAGCGGCCGAGAUCGAGGAACGAGGGCUGAUCACGCUCGAGGACGGGGAUCGGCUGCCGGGGACGCUGGCGCAUCUCGCGUUCCGGGGGAUGCGGUUCGGCGCCGCGCAAAGUCGUCUCUGGGCGACGGAGCUGCGCUGGGAGGGCGUGCGGUCCCUCUCGCUCGUCGAGGUGGACUGGAUUCACCUCCUGCCUGCUCUCAGCGGGGGAGGGCAGCUGCGCGAGCUGGUCUGGCUCGAGCUGGGCAUGCCGCGGCUCUCACACAGGGACAGAAGAAUCAAUCCGGAGGCUGUGCGGCAACGCGCCGGGCUGCUGGAGGCCUUCCUCCGGAGACUGCCCCGCACGCUGCGCACAUUUAUCGGAGUGGACCUGCCCGCGGACAUGGUUGCGGUGGUGGCCGAGGCACACGGGGCGGGCCUGCAGCAUCUGCGCCUGAGGACAUCAUCAUCCGGCGAUGCGGCGACUCUUGCGCCAGCCCAGCUGUAUCAACUCCCCGAGGAGUUUCCCAACCUCCGGUCUCUGGGCUUAUCUCUCCCCUCUUCGCAGUAUGACAGUGACAUUGACAGCCUCCUCAUCCCGCUCCGCCGCCUCCCGCACCUCCACCAUCUGGAGCUGAAUUUCGGUACUCGACAGUCUACCCCUCACCCCGACCAGAGGCCCGAUAACAGCAUCAUGAUCCUAGAUGCCACAAAUAUAUCCACCCUCUUCCACCGUCUCGAUAUCAUGGAUGGCCCACACCUGCGCUCCUGCCAUAUCCUGCACGGGGACUGGAAUAGUCUCGACCACCCGCCCCACCACAGCAGCCAGCAUGACGCGAUCCUCGUCGCCGAACGCGACCGCGCCGGGCAUACCCAGGUCUCCCGACUGCUGCGGUGGCGAAGGGUCCCCGGGCUUCACGCUCUGUACGGCACGCCGACAUCCUCCGUUAACCUGGUGGGCCGGACGCUGGAGGUGGGGGGAUGGCCGGGGAUGGCCGGGGAGGCAGAGGCGGGGCUGACGACCACGGCGGUCGCGGUGGAUAUGGGAUGGGGGGUGAGGGAUGCUCGGUGGGGGAAGCGGUAG